AUGCACAACUGGCGCAGAUCCCAAGUAGCCCUUGGGAAUAUCAGAAAUGGAAGGCAAGGAAACCGCAAUCUUCCAACUGCCCAGAAUAUGUUAAUGAUGAGAUACGAUAUGGUACUGGAAGGAGAAGCACAAGCAUAUGUUAACAUGUGUCCAAGAAGCGGAUCUGCUCUCGCAAUACGUCCAGGGUCCGGUGAAAACUUCGCAAUGAUUACAGGAUCGGCAUCAGCUCUCGACGCUGCUGUUCGG
Strongylus vulgaris is the source of this 246-nucleotide messenger RNA. NCBI's taxonomy places the organism in Eukaryota, Metazoa, Nematoda, Chromadorea, Rhabditida, Strongylidae. The record is from the annotation of a GenBank genome assembly.